Salmo salar (Atlantic salmon) is the source of this 2577-nucleotide messenger RNA. Its product is annotated as mitochondrial dicarboxylate carrier. The record is from RefSeq and is a predicted model, not a curated record. Lineage: Eukaryota; Metazoa; Chordata; Actinopteri; Salmoniformes; Salmonidae.
ACCGGGCGGAUUCGAUUAUGCUGAGCCGCGGGGCACCGGUUCUAUGGCAGUAAUCUGCACAGCUCGAUCAUGUCCACAAUGCAGCAUUUAGAAUCAUCUAGAAACAUACAUGCCUUUUCCAUUAAAUAUAUGUUCGAAUUUUCGGAAAGCAGAUUACGCGUUUUUUUCAAAAGCAACCACUUUUGCAUGUGAAAAUACAGAAUCGCACUCAUAACUCCACGUGCUAAAUAAGUCACUUUUGUUUUGAGACGAUUUGGUCGUGGACUUUGAACAUGGCACCUGGCUCAGCCCGGUUCCAAAAGUAAUGCAAUCCACUUUCUCCCGGUGGAAAACACGCUUACCCGGGACAGAUUAAUCGAAUCGCCUCAUUGGUCUAGAGGUAUGUUCGUUCCAUAGUAGGUCCAUACUAGUUUGAAAGACUUUGGUGCAGCCUGCUAACACUAAACUCGCGAGUUGCGUCAACCAGGCUAGCAGUCUUCAUAUAUAAUAUAGGCAACGUUUUGCCAUGCGCUUUGUAUGAAAUGCCGCGGAAAGAACGGUGCAAGAACCGGGAAACAUUUUCCAUUAAUCGUCAGUCACCCGUUUUGGACAUUGACACAUGCCAAUAAUUCUCUAGCUAGGGAGUUGAAAGAAGGUAGUGUGAGUCCAAGCAGGUGUCACUGGGAAGGCUAACACAAGACGACCCAGACGAGCUUUCUCGGUUUUGAUUAACCAACAGGACACUUAGAAACAUGUCGGAGAAACGCCGGUCGCGAUGGUAUUUCGGUGGACUAUCCUCAAGUGCUGCUGCCUGUAUUACACACCCCUUAGAUCUGAUCAAGGUGCACCUCCAGACACAGCACGAGGUGAGGAUGAGGAUGAUGGGAAUGACUAUGAGUGUGGUGCAGAGAGAAGGUGUUCUGGCUCUCUACAGCGGCCUCAGCGCCUCCCUCUGCAGACAGAUGACAUAUUCUCUGUCCCGCUUCGCCAUCUAUGAGACAGUGAGUGAUCAAAUGAAGGACAGGACCCAUGGUCCUAUGCCCUUCUACCAGAAGGUCCUCCUGGGGUUGGUUGGAGGAUUUGCAGGUGGAUUCAUUGGGACCCCAGCAGACAUGGUUAAUGUCAGAAUGCAGAAUGACGUUAAAGUACCACUAGAACUCAGGAGAAAUUAUGCUCAUGCACUAGAUGGACUGUUCCGGGUAUGGAAAGAGGAGGGAAUGAAGAAGCUGUUCUCUGGAGCCACAAUGGCAUCCUCUAGAGGAGCACUGGUCACUGUUGGACAGCUGGCCUGUUAUGAUCAGGCCAAGCAGCUGGUUCUGGGGACUGGAGCCAUGCAAGACAACAUUCUAACACACUUCCUGGCCAGCCUCAUCGCAGGAGGCUGUGCCACUGUCCUGUGCCAACCACUGGAUGUCUUGAAGACCAGGCUGAUGAACUCAAAAGGGGAAUAUGUGGGCCUGCUACACUGUGUGAGAGAUACAGCUAAACUGGGACCCAAGGCCUUCUACAAGGGUCUGGUUCCAGCAGGGAUCCGUCUCAUCCCUCACACAGUCUUCACUUUCAUCUUCCUAGAGCAGCUCAGAACCUGCUGCGGCAUCAGGAUCGUCACCUGAGAGGGGUCAGGGGUCACCACCUGAUCACCUAUUGAGUAGUCUGAAAUGUGACCUCUGUCAGGACUGCCAGGCCACGCCCACUCCCUUUGUUCCCUGUUCUGUUCUACGUUAGCAGGCAACUUUAAUCCACCUGCAACCUCCCCCAUCCUAAACCCCACCAUCUGGAUACAGCCUAGUGACUGACUAAAGGGGGGGUUCUGGAUACAGACUAGUGACUGACUGAAGGGGGGGGUUCUGGAUACAGCCUAGUGACUGACUGAAGGGGGGGUUCUGGAUAUAGCCUAGUGACUGACUGAAGGGAGGGGGGGUUCUGGAUACAGCCUAGUGACUGACUGAAGGGUGGGGGGUUCUGGAUACAGCCUAGUGACUGACUGAAGUGGGGGGGGGGUUCUGGAUAUAGUGGACUAUGUUUGACCAGAGCCCAGUAACUCUAUUCCCUAUAUAGUGGACUACGUUUGACCAGAGCCCAGUAACCUUAUUCCCUACAUAGUGGACUACGUUUGACCAGAGCCCAGUGCACUAUAUAGGGAAUAGACUGCCAUUUGGGAUACCGAUUUAAGUAAUCCAUCUGAACUGGAACAGCCUCUGUAGAAUGAACCUUGACCCACAUGUCUUUAGUUAUCGUAAUGGCUGCUAGAGGGCGCCGUUACACUGUGGUUAUGAUGUAGGUGUACUCUGCAGAUGUCCACGAUCUCAGUAUCAGGUCUUAAUGUGUAUAAGUGGGUUGGUUGUAUGGGAGUGUGCUUUGUACCAGUUAUGUGGAGUUUAUUGUUAUUCACUCCACUGCCAAAGAUCCAUAUGUUUUUGUAUUGUAAAUUACAUAUUUCACAUUGAUGAUUGUAAGAUGGCUACUUCCUGCUUCAUUAAUGCUCAGUCAGUUGACUGUCAAAACAACAAUGGCUGGAAGAAUGUUUCAUUGGGCUAAUGAAUGGACUGAACCAUAAGUGAUUGCCUGUAUAGUAAUAAAUACCAAUAUGUCAAUAAA